Molecule: messenger RNA, 913 nt
Organism: Coccidioides immitis RS
Lineage: Eukaryota; Fungi; Ascomycota; Eurotiomycetes; Onygenales; Onygenaceae
Exons: 3
Coding region: 7-672 (221 amino acids)
Biological process (GO): transcription initiation at RNA polymerase III promoter
Cellular component (GO): RNA polymerase III complex
Source: RefSeq, a predicted model, not a curated record
CUCAACAUGAAGAUCCUUGACUCCCAGUCAGCAAUAUUAACCAAUGUCGAAGUGCUGGCUCACUUCACCUUGAACCCUCCGCAUCGAUUGCCACAACCCCCGCCCAAUGCGCGGAAUUUCACACCACAUCCGGAUUUACGGGACCAUAAUACUGUUGUCAAAGAGUUUCAUAACUAUGUCACCCGCCUUUCACCACAUCUCCUUAAAUACCCCAGCUUCCUACCCAAACCCACCGCUACAGCUUCUUCCACGGCGCAGAAUGGCACAACUACAACAACGCACACCCAGCAGGAUCCAGACUCAGAACAGACAGACCUCGAUAUCGCCUUGCGCACAAUAAUAACUAGAUUAAAACCCUUUAACCUGACCAAGGCAGAGGUAUUAACAAUCAUUAACCUUGGAGUUGGCUUGGAUAUAAACCCUGAAGGCGAAGGUGCUGCUUCUCCAGCCGAAGAAGACACGGUGAUGCUAGAUGGCAACGUAAAUGGCGAGGCGUCUGACACUGGCGACGGCGGAGCUAAGGAAGAAGAGGCGGACGAUGCAGGAGAUGAGGACUAUGGAGCGCUGGCGCUUCUGGAUACCGUUAUUGAAGAUAGGGAGGAGAGGUUGUCGAAUGAGGAUAUUAGUGAGAUCUUGAAGAUUAUAAGGGAGACGCUUGGGGGGGAGAAAUGAAGGCCGUAUUAUACAAUGGGGCAAGACAAGGGUGUGUUUAAAAUAGGUAUUUAUUGGCUGGAAAUGGAGCGGCUGGAAUUCCCGAGGUUUAUAUCUUGGAAUAUACGAUGCAUGAAGAAUGGGUAUUUCUAUGCUUUAACUGCGGUUGGAUAAAGGUCAGGCUAGGAUGGAGCUUUAGGUGGUCUAUUUAAAUGACUCCUGUAAUAUGCGCGAUAAAGUACAUAUGAGCUCUUUUGGCAGA